Molecule: messenger RNA, 1916 nt
Organism: Asterias rubens (European starfish)
Lineage: Eukaryota; Metazoa; Echinodermata; Asteroidea; Forcipulatida; Asteriidae
Product: non-structural maintenance of chromosomes element 4 homolog A-like
Exons: 10
Coding region: 496-1584 (362 amino acids)
Biological process (GO): DNA repair
Cellular component (GO): Smc5-Smc6 complex; nucleus
Source: RefSeq, a predicted model, not a curated record
CAGGCAACCAUGGUCCUGCUGCCAUUUUGCUUCCCAACAAAGCUAUUAAUUUGAAGUAGCCUCCGGGAAUUAUGGUUGAUUAAAAACAAAAAAUAAAAUGUGAAAAGGACAGUGAAGUGACAAGCUCAUGGAGCAAACACUGGCUUUCUGUGACCCGAUGAAACUACAUGUUUCGGAUUGUUUUUGGUGUUGGAGAGUUGGCGAUUUUGUGAAAAUUGCUAGAAAGAGCAGUUUGCUCGGGAGCAAUAAAAAGAUUGCGCAUUUUUUUGCGCGAUCUCUUUACUGCACGACCUCUUCACUGCGCGAUCUAUACUGGGCUCAUAAGUGCGGUGUUUUAAAAUCGGCCUGUGUUUUAUCUACGCGCGCUACACAAAAUAAUGGGAGUUUUUUUUAGUUGAGUAAUGUGGUGAUGGUGAUGCUCAACAAAAGUUCUGAAAAUUAAGACUUAUUUGUGAAAAAAAAAAUUGUCAGUUGAGCGUAGAAUAUCUUGGGAAGAUGGCGAGCUCAUCAUCCAGCAAUCCAGUGGCGGCCGAUCCAAGGCAGGUUGCAGAGGAACACGAGAAAAGACGACAGUUGCGUCAAGAUUAUCGCAGUUUGAUUGCAGAAACACAAAAGAACCGAGAAGAGCUAAUCAGUCCAGACUCAAAUGGAUUAAGUGAGACUCUACGAAGAGCAGACAACCUGUUCACUCAAGUUGCAAAGAUCAAAUGUUCGAGGGAGGCAGCUUUAGACUCUGGUCUUAUGCUACUUGUGUCCUCACUGGGUAAAGAACGAGCACAGAAACUUCACACAGAUUUCAACACAUUCGAGCCAACGGAGUUUGCUGAAAAAUUGAUCACGUUUAUGAGUGACAGGAGGAUACGUAAUGAUCAGGGAGACAGGAAUGCACCAUUUCCAAAGGAGGGGUGGAGCAAAUUAGGACAGACGGCCAAGUCAUGUUUCAGACGGGCUCCAGCAUUCCACUUUAUUUUGGGAUCUUUCGAAAGGGGGGAAUGUCCAGCAAAGAAGAAAAAGCAGACUGCAAAUCGGCAGAAGGAAAAGGACAGUGGCCCAGCAGUGGUACCCAAACAGCUGGUAUCCAUGGAAAAGAGUCACCAAGAGGUCACUACGGAGGAAGUGGAGAGAAUGCUUGGAAUUCUACACCAGGUCACGAGUUUUAACCAAGAUGACCCGUCCAAUGUGGAUCCUGUUUCGCUGUUUGAGUUUGUCAUCAACCCACAUUCCUUCAGUCAGACCGUGGAGAAUAUAUUCCAUCUCUCCUUUUUAGUCAAGGACGGCCAUGCCGAAUUGAAGUUAGACCCCGACUGGCUCCCGAUUAUCAUUCCCAAAAUGCCUUACAUGGAAGGACAAACAAAGGAGCGAGUCGACCGAAAACAGAUCAUGAUGACUCUGCACAUGACACAGUGGAAGGAAAUCAUUGAAGUGUUUGAGAUUCGGGAACCUUUGAUUCCGACGAGAGCUGAACCAAGUGAAGGGGUCAAUGGUAUACAGAGGGGCGUCGAAGAAAUGGAGAUCCCAAACGGACAACCACAACGGAAGAAAAAGGCUCGAGGAUCACGGGGACCAACCAAGCCAAGCAGUUGAUGAUCAAUUGAUGUUGUUGCACAGAACUUGCCUUACGACGUGGAGUAGUUUAUGUGUCUUUUUUUUAACCAAAUGCUGAGUUUAGGCGGUAAAAACUGUUGACUAUACUGACGUUUGCGCCAAAAAGUACUGUUGAGUGAUUCAUCUUUUUGAACUGAACACGUUUUGUAAUUGUCAAAGAGCAGUACUCUAAUGUUACUUCAGAGGGAGCCGUUUCUCACAAUUUUUCAUACAGUCAGCAGCUCUAUGUUGCUCAUAACCAAGUUAGUUUUUAUGCUAACAAAAAUCGAGUAUAACUACCAAACGUGUCCAAUGCCUUUAUAGUUAUUUAU